CUAGUAGUAAUGGACGCUCAAUUCUUCGCCUUCCUUCAGUUUCAGGGAAUAUGCGAAUAAACACUUCAGCUAUACCUAACUAUAAUCAAAUAUCAAGGGGAUCAAAUUCACCAACGACUGGAAGAUUAAAUUCUCUUAGCGGUCGUGGUUCAAAUAAUCCUACAUUUCUCAGAAGGCCACGCAGAAAUUCUGAUGCAAGUAGUAUCGAUAUUAAGAGAA
Molecule: messenger RNA, 219 nt
Organism: Funneliformis caledonium
Lineage: Eukaryota; Fungi; Glomeromycota; Glomeromycetes; Glomerales; Glomeraceae
Source: the annotation of a GenBank genome assembly